AGGUUUGUCAGACUCUUUCUUUUCAGAAUUAACUGACCUGGCCUUCUCUCGUUGGCAUCAACGUCAUAUCCUUUCUCAAAAACCAGAACGAAAGGUCUUAUUCACUUAUCCUAACAAGAUGACUCUUAUCACCCCAGGUAGGACAGUCGAUGAGCAUGAGUCGCUCGCUUCUCGCUAUGCGAGAUCCCGGCCUAGCGGCAAAGCUCCUGCACAGGUCGAGAUGCGUAGCAAGUUCAUGCAUGAACGGCCCGUUGGUUCUGUGAGGGUUGGUAUUCCGAAACGGAAGAAGACCGCUCAUAAACCACAUGUUGGUCGGCGCCCCUAUGGAGUGGAGUUAGGAGGCAUCGCCGGUGGAGAGGAAGGAAACUAUGAAGAGGGCGAACUUCCACAGGAUUCUGUAUUCCCUGAUUCUGAUCGUCUGGAUAGCUUCAUGCAGCAGAUGUGUGAUGCCAUUCACGAUGAGCCCAUGGAUGUUGACACGAACAUUGAUACUGAGCAGGUUAAUAGUGUUGAGCCCACAAUUAUGUGCUCAGAUAACUUGAAGAAUCCAAGCAUGGAUAUUGGGGAAAAAGAAUCUUCUGUUCCUACUGCAGAUAUCGUAUUAGAGAAGCCAUAGGAUGAGGCCUUUCAUGAUACAGGUCUUGAGGAACAG
Molecule: messenger RNA, 652 nt
Organism: Asparagus officinalis (garden asparagus)
Lineage: Eukaryota; Viridiplantae; Streptophyta; Magnoliopsida; Asparagales; Asparagaceae
Exons: 4
Coding region: 119-616 (165 amino acids)
Source: RefSeq, a predicted model, not a curated record